This is a messenger RNA of Chelonus insularis, 418 nucleotides long. RefSeq lists its product as uncharacterized. The record is from RefSeq and is a predicted model, not a curated record. The transcript is spliced from 2 exons. The coding region runs from base 46 to 378 and encodes 110 amino acids. NCBI's taxonomy places the organism in Eukaryota, Metazoa, Arthropoda, Insecta, Hymenoptera, Braconidae.
AGGACAUCAGCGACAUUGCUAUCAAAUUCUGGUGCUAGUAUUACAAUGUUGAAACAAUUGGGAGGAUGGAAAUCGGCAAAUAUCGCAGAAGGUUAUAUUGAAAACUCCUUGCUUAAUAGACAAAAAAUCUUUAAUAAGAUUACUCAUGCAGAUCAAGUUGUUCCUCCGUCAGAUAAAAAUCUUCAACAAUUUACAAGUAAAACUAAUCCAGCUAAUUCUGAAACUUUUAUUCAAAAUGAUCAAUCUGUAUCAACAGAAACUAAUGAUGAAGAUUGUCUUGAAGAAAUUGUUUUGGAUGCCACUUUGACGGCAAUUGAUAACUCGUUUAUAUCAGAAAAACCCAGUAUCAUCACCACCUUCUUUCACUACAGCCAAUAAUGAGGAAAUGAUAAUAAAUUCUGACCCUAGAACAGAUCGA